Messenger RNA from Prunus avium (sweet cherry), 483 nucleotides. The record is from RefSeq and is a predicted model, not a curated record. Lineage: Eukaryota; Viridiplantae; Streptophyta; Magnoliopsida; Rosales; Rosaceae.
AUGGAUUUGGUCCGUUCUCAUCAUAUUGAUGUUAUGUUUGUGUGUGAGCCAAGAAUUAGUGGUUCGAAGGCUUUGGUUGUGAUAAAAUCGUUGAGGUUUUCUUGUUUUGAAGUAAUUGAUCCAGAGAAAUUUUCUGAGGGUCUCUGGCUUUUAUGGAAUGAUGCUAAAGUUAAACUGGAUAUUAUUGGUACUUCAGAUCAAUCUAUCUCCGCUUGUCUUUCUUGGCAAGGUCAGAAGCCUUGGCUUUUCUCUGCUAUUUAUGCAAGGCCUUGUAAUGUUAAGAAAGAGAAGUUGUGGGAGUAUUUGAAUUUUGUUGCCAGUUGCCACCAAAUGCCAUGGCUAUUGGCUGGUGAUUUUAAUGAUAUUCUCCAAGUUGAGGAUAAAGUUGGAGGUGUUUCUUUAUGCAAAUUGACUGGUAUGAAAAAGUGGUUUGAUGCAAACAGUAUGAUUGAUCUUGGGUUCUCUGGUCCUAGGUUUACUUAG